AGUCCGACUUUGACAAAUAUACAACAACACCGUCUCCCUUCUUCUUCUUCUUAUUUUUUUUUUCCUCGCCUGGAAAAAAAAAACCCUAAGUUUCUCAAUCUCUCACCGAUGGUCGCAUAGCCAUUCGGAUCUGGUCGACUUUGCAGAUGGAUAAAAGUACUGCUUCCUCCCCAUGGGAGAGAGCCCAAUCCCUAUUCGAUAAGACUAUUGAGUUAGAAGCCAAGCGUCACAAGGCUGCACAGUCUAGGACCCCGUCUGACCCCAAUUUGUGGCACCAAAUUCGCGAGAAUUACGAAUCCAUCGUUCUCCAAGACCAUGCUUUCUCUGAGCAGCACACCAUUGAGUUUUCGCUUUGGCAGUUGCAUUACAAACGGAUCGAGGAGUAUAGGUCGAACAUCAACGCUGUCUUGGCUUCUGGAAGCUCCAGUGCGGCUCAGAAUGCAAAGGGUCCUUCUGUGACCGACCGAGUUGCGAGACUCAAGCUCAAGUUCAGAACUUUCCUUUCGGAAGCAACUGGGUUUUACCAUGAGAUGAUCUUGAAAAUUAGAGCCAAGUAUGGUCUCCCCUUGUGUUACUUUUCCGAGGAUCAAGAGAGUCAGAAUCUGGGUGAUAAGGAUGGGAAGAAGUUGGCCCAAGUUAAGAAAGGCUUGGUAUCUUGUCACCGUUGUUUGAUAUACCUUGGUGAUCUUGCUCGGUACAAAGGAUUGUAUGGGGAGGGAGAUUCCAAGAACCGAGAGUAUGCCGCUGCUUCUGGUUACUAUUUGCAAGCAGCUUCUCUAUUGCCAGCCAGUGGAAACCCACAUCAUCAGCUUGCUAUAAUUGCUUCUUAUUCCGGGGAUGAGUUCGCUGCAACAUAUCGUUAUUUCCGGAGCUUGGCCGUGGAGAGUCCUUUCCCAACUGCCCGUGACAACUUGAUUGUUGCUUUUGAAAAGAAUCGUCAGAGUUAUGCCCAAUUGCUUGCGGCUUCCAAAGACUCAUCUACAAAGCCGAAUGGUAAAGGAAGAGGCAAAGGCAAAGGCCAAGAUAAUCCAUCGAAAGAUGCGAACGUGGCUUCUGUUCCUGAGAAGGAUAAAGUUACUAGUGCAAAUGAGAUGCUGAAAGCAUUCUGCAUCAGAUUUGUUCGUCUCAACGGGAUUCUUUUUACCCGAACAAGCCUGGAGACAUUCUUUGAUGUUCUUGCUUCCACUAGCAUGAGUCUACGAGAGCUGGUUACUUCAAGCUUAAUGGAAGAGCUGGUUUUUGGCAAAGACACCAGUGACAGCGCACUCUUCAUUGUUAGACUGGUGACGAUUCUUAUAUUCAGUACUCAUACCCCUAAGAAAGGGAUAGACUCCAAGAAAGAGACAGAUGGUCAGUCAUAUGCCGAGAUUGUACAGCGUGUGGAGCCUGCUAGAAACUCCUUAACAGCAAGUUUUCAGUUACUUGGGCAUGUGGUAGAGCAGUGUGCGCAACUGCUUGACCCUUCGUCAAGUUAUUUCUUGCCUGGCGUCUUAGUUUUUAUUGAAUGGUUGGCAUGUCGUCCUGAUAUUGCAUCGAGCAGUGAUCCGGAUGAAAGACUGACUGCUGUGAGAAACAGCUUUUGGAACCGGUGUGUUGCCUUCUUCAAUCAAAUCUUGUCGCUUGGGUAUAUUGAUGAUGUCGAAGAGGAAACUUGCUUCUCAAACAUGAGCAUGUAUGAUGAACGAGAAACUGAAAACCGUCUCGCACUGUGGGAAGACUAUGAAUUAAGAGGAUUCUUGCCAUUGCUUCCAGCUCAGACUAUUCUCGACUUCUCAAGAAAACAUUCCUUUGGAACUGAAGGUCCCAAGGAAAAGAAAGCUCGUAUUAAGAGGAUCCUAGCAGCCGGGAAAGCAUUGACCAGUGUGAUCAAGGUUGAUCAGAGUUGUGUGUAUUUUGAUUCAAAGAAGAAGAAGUUUCUUGUUGGUGUUAAACCGUUGGGUGACUUGCUGGAUUCUCAUUCAAGCCCACCUAAAGCUGAUAAUGCUUUACAAGAUAACCAAGCAAUGAUGAAUCAUAAAACUCUAGUGCUGCAACGAGAUCAGCAGAUCUACUUGGGUGAGGAGGAGGAUGAUGAAGAAGAAGAAAUUGUUUUCAAACCUCUAGUUACUGAGAAGAAGAAUGGGGCUUGUCACCAAACCUAUGUUCCUAAUGGAGGCUCAAAGAAUCCUGAUCAAGUUCCUAACGGAGGCUUCAGGAACCCUGAUCAAGUUGCAACUAUGGGGGACUUAAAAGCUCUGACUAUUUCAGAUGAAGCUUUUCAUGGAAAUAUGCUUCUGCAGCCAAGAGGCAACGCAGCUGUUCAAGUGCCUGCGUCUGUUGGUUCUAACCUUCUGGGACAUCUUCUGCCGUCAAUGCAGUCUCAGGGUGUGCAGUUGCAACAACCUCAGACACAGGCAGUGCAUCCUCAGCAAGCUCAAUCGCUGGCUUCUGCACGGGUACAACCACAGCAAUCACAGGUUUCACAGCUUCAACCACAUCAAUCACAGGUCUCACAGCUUCAACCACAUCAAUCACAGGUCUCACAACUUCAGCCACUGCAAUCACGAACUGUGCAUUUUCAACAAACUCAGGGACAGAUUUCACAUGUUUCACGGGUACAGCCACAUUCUACUUCCCUUAGUGGUAGCAACUGGUUACCAACAGAAGCUGCUAGGAGCCUAUCUGGUUUUGCUCAGAUGGGUAAUGGUCCUGUGAUGAGGAACGGGAUGCAAGGAAAUCCCGGAUUUUCCUAUUACCCUGCACACUCGUUACCGAUCCACCAGUCUUUCAAUGUCAAUGGUAUGGGUGGUAUGCCAUAUUCUCAGACACGAACACCGGAAGCUGGGUUGCCAUCCAUGAGUAAUACUGUUUCAUCUUCUGGAGUUAUUGCUGAUGGCCUGGGUGUGCAGUCUUCAGUAGCAAGAAAAACUCCAAUCGGUAGAGCCUCCAGGCAUCUCGGGCCUCCACCUGGGUUUAACUCUGUCCCCUCUAAGCUGGUAAAGGAGCCAGCACCUGGUCCGGAUAUGUCUGGUAACAAUCCGCAGGUUGAUGAUUACAGCUGGUUGGAUGGAUACCAAGGCCAAUCUUCUCGAGGCACCGGUUUCAACAGUUCUUUGAAUUACGCUUCUUCUGAAAAACCAGAGCACAUGGGUACCGGUAAUGGACUAAGCAGGCCUGCCAACUUUCCGUUCCCUGGAAAACAAGCUCCAUCAUCACAGAUCCAAGAAGAAUUUCCCUAUGUUCAGCAUCCUCAGAGAGACAACAACGAUCAAUCAGCUCAACUCCCAGAUCAAAGUCAAGGACAGCCCAGUUGGCCGAGCCGUCGCUUUGUGUGAAAUCACAAUGGAAGAGGAGUAACACACGGUGAGUGUUACGCAAUGUUUUCUGCUACCUAACUCCAUCUAAGCCUCGUUCUGUUGAAGUCCCUCUAGUUGGAGUAUUUGUAGCCUUGGCUUCUUGUGGGUCACUUCCUACGUGACAGGAGACAGCUCAUGUUGGUGAAAGAGAUGUAUGGUAAACAAGAAUGAAUGGUUUCUGGGGAUUUGAUAGGGAGUAAAGUGCAUUUCUCUUGCUACUUGAAGUGGAGAUGUUAAGACCAUAUGAAUGAAUAAGCUCGCUCUGGAUGAAGCACACUUUGUCCUCUUUGCAUCUUUAUUUAUUUUCUUGCGAAUAAUGUUUAGUUUUUCUCUCUUGGGUUGCUUUGCCUUGCUCUCAUUUGUUGUGUUUUUUUUCGAAUUCUUGAGUUGAGCAUCAUAAAUUGUCAAAAACUCUGCAAGUGGGAUUGAAUAAAAGACUCAUUUCUCUUA
This is a messenger RNA of Raphanus sativus (radish), 3785 nucleotides long. RefSeq names its product nonsense-mediated mRNA decay factor SMG7. NCBI's taxonomy places the organism in Eukaryota, Viridiplantae, Streptophyta, Magnoliopsida, Brassicales, Brassicaceae. Gene Ontology annotation, biological process: nuclear-transcribed mRNA catabolic process, nonsense-mediated decay. Gene Ontology annotation, cellular component: telomerase holoenzyme complex. The record is from RefSeq and is a predicted model, not a curated record. Bases 147 to 3314 code for a protein of 1055 amino acids. The transcript is spliced from 8 exons. Gene Ontology annotation, molecular function: protein binding; telomeric repeat DNA binding; telomerase RNA binding.